Messenger RNA from Rotaria sordida, 858 nucleotides. The record is from the annotation of a GenBank genome assembly. Lineage: Eukaryota; Metazoa; Rotifera; Eurotatoria; Philodinida; Philodinidae.
AUGUCAAUCAAUACAAUAGAUCAAUUUAUUUUAUUUAAACGUCUUUUUAUUAUAUUUGGUUCAAUAUGUUUUCUUUGGUUAAUUAUUGGUUGUAUAUUUUUAUCUAUGCAAACAUAUCGGCAUAUAAAAAAAAAGACAAAUUUAAAAUAUUUUCAUUGUAAUUAUUCAUUAAAAUUACCAUCAUUAUUAUUAAUACCUAUUGAAAAAACAUUAAAAGAAGAUAAUAUUUUUUAUUAUAAUCAAAAUGAUGAUGAUGAUGAUGGUGAACAAACAAGUAGUAUUUGUACAUCAAUUUCAUUUAUUUCUCAACGAUCAAAAAUUUUUCAUGAACAUACAAAUUUUAUUUCAUCAUGUCAACAAAUACCAAAAGAACAAUUUGAAUUAACAUUUUUAAAUACAACAACAACAACAACAACAAUUUCAAAUUUAUCUUAUAAUCAAUCAACAUUAACAUCAUCAAAUAAUUUUAAUACAUCUCUUUUCUAUUAUCCAACAGGUCAAAAUUUUACUUAUUUUCAAUCAACAUUAUCUUCAUCAAAAAUUAAUUUUCAUGAAAAAAUUUCACAAUCAUCUUCAUUAAUUAUUCCAUUAAAUAAUUCUUCAUCUUCAAUUGAUCAAUUUAAUUUAAAACAUCAAUUAUCUCAAUCUUCAACAAGUCAAAUUACAAAUACAACAUAUUUAUCAUCUCAAUCAUCAAUUAAAACUAAACCAUUACCAACAGUUAUGAUUACAGAUGUUGAUCGUUUACAUACAGAUAUAAUUGAACUUGAAAAUUUUGAACCCGAAAAAGAUUGUCAUUAUACAAAAUCUCAAUUAAAAUAUUUACUUAAUGAUCGAAUACCACAAACAAUCAAAUGA